AUGAUGCCCAUGGCUGGGAGCUGGUAUCCUCACAUGGUGGAUGGGGAGACAGUCUUGGACAGGUAAAGUGACUUCCAAAGGCCAUACAACUUAGAACAGGCCAAGCCAGAAUCCCACUCAGACUCUGGCCCCAGCGCAUGUGUGUGCCUCCCAUAAGCAGCUAGGAAUGACACACACAGUGGGAAGGCUCCUGAGUCCAAUUUAGGGCUGGCAGCGGGACUGGCAGGUGCCCUUGCAGCCACACAAAGGCAUUGUGAGCCUCCUCACUAUGCUGGGACAAGCCCUUAGCUCAGGGAGACCUCUUCCUGGCAGGUAUUUGGCUUUGACUUCUCCAAACUUUGGACCUGCCUGAGGAGGGCCCAUGCCCAUGCCCAGGACUGAGGGCACCUGGGCUGAAAGCCAAAGUACAGCCCUGGGACCGCAGGUGUCCUUUCCUUUCAGCCCUUGGGGCCUCUGCUGUCUGUGGGCAGGGGUCAGUGGUGGAGUUGGAGCAGGCCUGUAACUCCCUUUUGUCCUGGUCAUGGGUGUGUCCUGAGGGGAAAGGGGGAAGCUGAGCCCCAGCCUCAGCCUGCAUCAAAUUAACUCCAUGCUUCCUGGGAGCCAAGUGGUAUGUCUCUUCCAAAUAGGGAUCUUCUGAAUAGAAUUCUUGAGUCUAGGAGAUUCUGGCACCUUAUGGGUAAAAAGGAAAAACGCCCCCUGCAAAUGUUGGAAGCUCCAUUGGGACUGGCCCUCCUGCCUGUGCUACUGAAUGCCUGGCAAGUGCUCUGCCUCCUGGGGCAGAGGAACGCUCCCACCUCUCUCUGGGCUAAGGGAGUGAGACUCAGAGCCAUUGUGCCCCCAGACAUGCUUAGUCACGUUGGCAUCUACAUGGUCACACAGCCAUAUGUCCACACCCAGCCAAUGCUACACCGUCACUUCAUUCCAUGCACUUCCACAAUCACAGUCACCCUGGAACCUACAUGCCCAUAACUGCAUGACGACACCCCUCCCACACCCCUACUCCAGCACCAUACACCGUCAAACCCACCCUCAUUCGGGGACAAGGCCAGCACCAGGUCACCCCCAAACCCAGGCACGCCAAAUCCUGGAGUUGCACACACAGUCAAUCCCACUCUUAUGCCCCCUUUCUUUACCUCUCUCCCAGGGCUAGUCCAAGAGUGGAACAAAAGCCCAGCAUCCCCCUCCCCACUCGCUUCUCCCUUCCCCUCCCUCCUCCUUCCUCCUGGCGUCCAGCCCCUUUGUCCUCCCGCAGCUGAGCCUGAGCAGGAGUCAGGCACAGCGGCAGGAACACUGGAGCCUGGGCUGCCAGGGGUGUGGGCGGCAGGCACAGACGGGAGUGAUACCUGAGAGCAGCAGCUGCAGAGCACUUGUGAGGGCGUGGCCAGGUAAGCGCCAGUGUGAGGGGCAAGGCUUAGGCUGCAGGGCUGCCAGCUGCGGGGUGUCUGCAAGUCCGAGUGUGGGUUUGUGUGAGUGGAUGUGGGUGUCAGAAAAAGACAGUGAUAGUGGCAUGUUCGAGUUAACUUCUACAGCCUGGGCCCUCAGUCUUCGUCAUGACCCCUGGCUUGAAGUGCCUAGAUUCAGCCUAGAAGGGAGGAUACCCAUUGAGCCCUACCUGGGAAUUUUUACCUUCCAUGUUCCAACUGGGUGUCCUUCAGCCCCCACACACUGGGGAUCCCCAGAGUGAAUGCUGGAUCUGACGACCCUGUGUGUCCAGAGCGCCCAGUGCAGUAGAUAGUAAAAUGAAAAAAUAGUGACACACUUCUAGGAGGGGACUCUCCCUCCCCAGGGAACUGCUUGUGCUAUGGGACACCUUGGGAAGAAGUCCAUCCUUAUGCUGAUGAGACUUGUCCUCUUGGGUCUCAACUCAGAGUGUAGUUGCUUUCUGGGCCAGUGGAGGACAGACUGGUUGCAGCAUAACCAGUCCUGGCUGCUCCUCUGGACAUACCCCAUCCUGGCAAGUGUGACAUGCAAACCCUGGAGCCAGGUGCAUUCAGGAUCCAGCCUCUCCACUUGGGCAAAAGUAGUUAACUUUCGCUGGGCACAGUGGCUCACACUUACAAUCCUAGCACUUUGGGAGGCUGAGGUGGGUGAAUCACCUGAGGUCAGGAGUUCAAGACCAGCCUGGCCAUCAUGGUGAAACCCCAUCUUUAAAAAAAAAAAAAAAAAGUAGUUAACUUUCUUGCCCACCAGGGAACUCAUUUCUCAUGAUGCUGGCCAGCAGAUCCGCUGCCCAGGAUGACCAGGGCAUGAAAGCCAGACUGACACUGGCCAGGAUGUGACCUCCAGAGACAGCAGAACAGCUGGGAGCAGGAGGAUGGAAGGAGAGGCAGGGCGUAGAGGCUAGACCUGAGGCUUCUAGAGUAAGCUGACAGAUAGGAGGGAGCUCCCUGUCCCUGGAGGCGUGCAAGCAGAGGUGCGUGUUCAUAAUGGCCAAAUCGUAACCAGCAUGGCCCAGCCCCUCAGUCUGCAGAGUGUCUUCACAACACCCUCCACUGAGCCUGGCUGCAAACCUCUGAAGGGCAGGUGUCCUGUGUGUGCUUGUUUCCCUUAUGACAAAACUAAAGGGACAGGGGUGGGCUAAAGAAAAUUCUCAGGGUUGUGAGGAUGAAAUUAAAUCCUGUCUAUAAAAGCAACUGGCACACAAAGUGCCCUCCCUUCCUCUUGAGUAAAAACAAUGUAGGGAAACACUCACGUAGCUCAUACUAUGUGCUAGCACUUUUCAUACAGUCCCUAAUCGUCAUGAAGCCACAGCCCUGUGAGGUAGGCAUUAUGAUCCCAUUUCAGAUGAGAUAACUGAGGCCAGGGCGGGCAGGUGAGAGGAGUGACUUGCCUUGGCCACACCUGAGCCAGUGGCAGGGACAGGGUUAGAAUCCCCAUUUGUCCCUAGAGUUCUUUCCAAUUCCUGACGCUGCUACCUGGAGAACACCAAGAGAACUCACCAGACACAGGGCCAGCUUCCCUCAGCCUGGGCUCUAACCCGCUCUCCUUUCAGAAUUCGCCCAUCCUUCUCAGCUGGAAGGGACACCCUCCUGACUCCCCUCCACCCGGGUUCAGCGCCCCUUCUUAUGAACUCCCCUAACACUCGGUGCCUGCCUGAGGCAAUCCCACCAGGCUGAGAGCUCUGGGCACACCCAAACUAUGGUUGUCUUUCUCACUGCCUGACACAGAAAAGGCUCUCAAUAAAUACUUGUUGAAACCGUUUGUGCGAAUGCUGUGUGUAUGAAUUCUGUCUGUCGAGGGAACUGGCUCAGGGUGUGGUCAGUGCCAAGCACCUACCAGAGAUCCGCAGGCGACAGGCUGGACUGAGCAGAGGAUUGUGGAGUUACUGUACCCUCUCUCCCCUGCACGCGCACACACACUGGGUCUCUAUGGGGCAGAGUCCCUCGACCCAGGGCUUCAGCUUGUCACCGGAUCCUCCUUACACAGAUGUAUUUCCAAUUUCCAGUAACCUCCCUGCCCUCCCGAUUCAGACCCCGGGGCGGCCAAGGCGCCCUGCUGUUAACAGCCUGCCGCACCCCCCUACCCCUGCUGGAGACCCUAACGCCGCCUCCGCGUUGGAAAUCGUUCCUUUGUUAGACCCUCCUCCGAUUACCCUAUUUGAAAGCGCGCCAUCUGUCUCCCGCAGAUAUCGAUAGGAAAACGCUUAGCGAGUUUGAAGAACCGAAAAGGGCACUGUGUCUGAGUGGGUACGCAGGGCAGAAUGUCGUGCUGGUGAGGCGGGGCUGGGUCACUGUAGUCAUAAGGAACCUGGACGGUGGACGGAGGGGAGAGUCGCUGAACGAAUGGUCACGGGAGGAAAUAAACGGAUGAGGGCGGUUCCCUCUCCCGGGCGCAGCCAGGUGGCUUCCCCGACGUUGUUUGUGUUCUCUCCUCGGCAGGAUGCGGGAAGCCCCUGGGCCGGAGGAGUCGGAGCCAGGCUGCGAGGCGCCGUGUGCGGGCCCGUGCCACGCGCAGCGCGUGCUGCAGACCCUCAACGCGUACCGGCGGAGCGGCACCCUCACCGACGUUGUGCUGCGCGCCGGGGGCCGCGACUUCCCUUGCCACCGCGCAGCGCUCAGCGCGGGCAGCGCCUACUUCCGCAGCUUGUUCGCGGCCGGGCGACCCGAGCGCGUCCCGGCCGUGGUACCCAUGGUGCCCGACGCGCCGGGCUCAGGCCCGGCCGGGGCGGCGGCGGCACUGGCUGUGGUGCUCGACUACGUGUACGGCGCGGGCGUGCGGCUGCGCGCGGAGGACGAGGCGGCGGCCGUGCUGGCGCUGGCGGAGCGGCUGGGCUUGGCUGGCCUGCGCGAGGCCUGCGUGCGCUUUCUCGAGGGCCGCCUACGCGCCGCCAACAGUCUGGCGCUACGCCGCGUGGCCGCCGCCUUCUCGCUGACCCCGCUGGCCGAGCGCUGCGGCCGGGUCCUGCGCCAGGCCUUCGCCGAGGUGGCGCGCCACGCCGACUUCCUGGAGCUGGCGCCCGACGAGGUGGCGGCGCUGCUGGCGGACCCCGGGCUGGGCGUGGCGCGCGAGGAGGCCGUGUUCGAGGCAGCCAUGCGCUGGGUGCGCCACGACGCGCCGGCCCGCCGCGGGCAGCUGCGACGCCUGCUGGAGCACGUGCGCCUGCCGCUGCUGGCGCCCGCCUACUUCCUGGAGAAGGUGGAGACCGACGAGCUGCUGCAGGCCUGCGGCGAGUGCCGUCCGCUGCUGCUCGAGGCCCGCGCCUGCUUCAUCUUGGGCCGCGAGGCUGGCGCGCUGCGGACCCGGCCGCGGAGGCACUGGGCUUAUCCGCACGCCAGAUUCAUGGACCUAGCUGAAGUGAUCGUGGUCAUCGGUGGUUGCGACCGCAAAGGUCUCCUGAAGCUGCCCUUCGCCGAUGCCUACCACCCAGAGAGCCAGCGGUGGACCCCACUGCCCAGCCUGCCCGGCUACACUCGCUCAGAAUUUGCCGCCUGUGCUCUCCGCAAUGACGUCUACGUCUCCGGAGGCCACAUCAACAGUCACGAUGUGUGGACGUUUAGCUCCCAUCUGCACACCUGGAUCAAGGUAGCCUCUCUGCACAAGGGCAGGUGGCGGCACAAGAUGGCAGUUGUGCAGGGGCAGCUGUUCGCGGUGGGUGGCUUCGAUGGCCUGAGGCGCCUGCGCAGCGUGGAGCGCUACGACCCCUUCUCCAACACCUGGGCGGCUGCCGCGCCCCUCCCAGAGGCCGUGAGCUCGGCCGCGGUGGCGUCCUGCGCGGGCCAGCUCUUCGUGAUUGGGGGUGCCGGGCAGGAUGGCGUCAACACGGACAAGGUGCAGUGCUUUGACCCCAAGGAAGACCAGUGGAGCCUGCGGUCACCAGCACCCUUCUCACAGCGGUGUCUCGAGGCUGUCUCCCUGGACGACACCAUCUAUGUCCUGGGGGGUCUCAUGAGCAAAAUCUUCACCUAUGAUCCAGGCACAGAUGUGUGGGGGGAGGCAGCUGUCCUCCCCAGCCCUGUGGAGAGCUGUGGAGUCACUGUGUGUGAUGGGAAGGUCCACAUCCUUGGUGGGCGGGAUGAUCAUGGAGAAAGCACCGAUAAGGUCUUCACCUUUGACCCCAGCAGUGGGCAGGUGGAGGCGCAGCCGUCCCUGCAGCGCUGCACCAGCUCCCAUGGCUGUGUCACCAUCGUCCAGAACCUGGACAGGUGACUCAGACUUGGACAGCCUGAGCCAGGAGGCAGACAGGCAAGCGGAGCUCAGAUGUACACUCUUCUCCCUCGUGGCACCUCCACACAAAGAGCCCUUAACUUAAUGGUCCCUUUUCUUGCAAAAAUAAAACCUUGUUCAGCCUGUCCAA
Callithrix jacchus (white-tufted-ear marmoset) is the source of this 5794-nucleotide messenger RNA. RefSeq names its product kelch like family member 35 (gene KLHL35). Gene Ontology annotation, cellular component: cytoplasm; Cul3-RING ubiquitin ligase complex. Gene Ontology annotation, biological process: ubiquitin-dependent protein catabolic process. Gene Ontology annotation, molecular function: protein binding. Lineage: Eukaryota; Metazoa; Chordata; Mammalia; Primates; Cebidae. The record is from RefSeq and is a predicted model, not a curated record.